This is a messenger RNA of Amoebophrya sp. A25, 3230 nucleotides long. The record is from the annotation of a GenBank genome assembly. Lineage: Eukaryota; Dinophyceae; Syndiniales; Amoebophryaceae.
AUGUUACUCCAGUGUCGUGCCCCUAUCAAAGUAUACGGGGAUAUCCACGGGCAGUUCGUCGAUCUUAUGCGCUUAUUCUCUAGAUACAAGUGUCCAAGAGACGAUCCUACGGCAAACGGCGAUCUUGAUGCGAUGGAUUACCUAUUUUUGGGGGAUUACGUCGACAGAGGAAGCUUCAGCUUGGAAGUGGUACUAUUAGUAGAGCGGGGGUAGUUGAUAACCUUUCAAUUGCGCAACAUACAUGGCUGCGAUUUCCUCUCAGCCGAUCGAAGGAGGCCCUCCCUGGCGCAUAGCCACUCCCUCGGGAGAUGACGCCAGAGGGCUACUGGUCGAAGUUGGCCGCGUGUACUCAAGGGCGUCCCGCCUGAUUGCCCUGGGCCUCUCUUGGGCACUGCGAUGCAGAACCAGAACCAGUCGCGGGGAAGCUCCUGCGCUUGCUUUCGCGCCUGGCGACAUGCAGGAAAGAGAAGAAGCUGGCCGCCGAUGGUCCAGACGUGUGCGAUUCUCUCCCUGGUCUCGCUUUGGUUUCUAUCUUCCUAGGCUUGGCCAUGCAGAUGCAGGUAGGUGUUGCCUUUGCAUGUAGAUCGAUGCCAAAGGUUGACCUUCUCGGUUUUGCCGUCUUAGCCCCAUCGGCAUCGACAUCAAAAGAAGCGAAGUGGUUGCCUUUUGCCGCUCUUUUCCCAACUAGUCCCCAAAGCCUCCCGGGGUUUAUGUCCUCGAGCUCCUGACACUAGUGAGCUGCAAGAGCCGGGAGGGGGGGUUCGUACUUGUUGUUCCUGUGCUAAUUGUAUUUGGCCUCUUUGUUUCUCCCUCGAUGUGAAGGACAAGGGUGACCCCUGUAACCUGGCCUACCAAUCAUGCCAUCCUCCAUCAUUUCUUCACCUCAGAUAUGCCUCUUGCUAGCGUUGAAGAUAAAGCAUCCGUACCAAAUUCAUAUGAUCCGAGGGAAUCAUGAAGAUCCAACGAUCAAUGGAAUCUACGGCUUUCGAGAGGAGUGCCGAAGAAGACUGAAGUUACGCAUUCGCGACUUGAUAUUUGAUUUUUUAGCUGUUUCAAUGAUCAGCACCAGGACUUCUUAGAAUCAAUCUGACAUGCCGUCGACAACAUCCAUGGUAGAUUGAGUGUAGCAUCUUGAAUGGUGUUAAAAGUGAUCGUUUCAGCAUUCUACGUCGAGAGAGUCCCUAAGGUACUAGUAGAAUCAUCGAAGCUUCGUCUUUUCCACCUUCUAAGUAAUGAAGAUCCUGAGCAGCCUGAUAGUUGUUGGUACAUGUUCAACACGAUAUUUGAGUGGUUGCCAUGUGGAGCUGUAAUAGAAGGUCGGAUCCUCUGUAUCCAUGGAGGCAUUGGCGGCUCAAUCGAAAGUAUCUCAGAAAUAGCAGAGAUGCCGAGACCACUCAAAGUCGCUCAAAUUCCACAGGUACUUAUAUAUAUAAUAUAAUAAUGAUAAUGAUAAUAUAAUAAUAAUGAUAAUAUUCCCCAAAUAAUAAUGAUAAUAUAAUAAUUCAUAUAUAAUAAUGGCGACUUUCUCUUUAUGGCGUUAAGAGCUAUUUGUUAUGUCUAGAUUUUGAACAUGAAUCCUUCCAAUUCUUGAAAGAAUCGAUCGAGACGAAUAUCAGCGUCUCCCCUGACUUUUGUGCCCAUUUUUGCAAACCCUGAGAUGCCAAACCCUGACCCGACCGCGAUUUAGCCCUCCCUGGCAACCCUGAGAUUCCCUGGCUUUCCCCUUAAAACUCUGAGAGCCCUGGCCCUGGUUUUUGUGCCCCUUGUGGUUCUCCUUGCUCCCCCUUAAAACCCUGACGUCAGCCCUCGACUUUUGCCGAUCAUUAUUAAAGAUAGAAUUUUGAACAUGAAUCCAGACGAAUAUCAGCGUCUCACCAUAAUAUCACAGUGGUCUUUUCAUCUUUACCAUUGUCGCUUACCUCUCCACCACUUUAUCCAGAACGCUGCCGAGCAAAAAGUGACCGAUCUGCUGUGGUCGGAUCCAUCAGACUCCGACUCUGUCAAAGGUGUCACGAGUAAUGAGACACGAGAUCCGGAUGGAACGGGUAGAAUAGUCAAAUUUGGACCUGAUCGCGUGGAGGAAUUCCUUAGGAGGAAUAGCCCUCUCUCAAUGUUAAUCCGAGCGCACGAGUGCGUCAUGGAUGGGUUUGAGCGCUUCGCAAGCGGGAAGCUGAUCACGCUGUUCAGGUAUUUCAUGUGAUUCAAUUGGUAUGUAUCCAUAUGAUGAAGAUCAAGAUUUCUCAAUUAGUUGCAUGAUGUACAACGAACAUGCACAACGAAAGUAUAAAUAGGACGUAAAUGAUGAAACCCAAAGAGUUUCCACUCACCUCUUAUCCUUCUCAGUGCUACCGACUAUUGUGGCCACCACAAGAAUGCUGGGGCUUUGCUUUUUGUAAGAAGGGAUUUGACGAUAGUGCCAAAGCUGAUCUACCCUGAUGAGGGAAAGCACCGCACCGGAGAUAAUUGGGACAACAAGAUAACGAUGGUCCGACCACCGACGCCGCCCCGUCCAGUACCCCGCGCCCGCCGCAAUGACGGCGCUGGCGGUGGGGAUUGGUAGAUGAAUCUAGUAUGUAGUACCAGUAAUGGUGCAGUUCUAGGGCGGUACAGGUUACGUUGAUUGUAGUAGUUCCAACGUUUUCAUCUCACCAAGGAGUUUGUCCCUAACUUCUUCUUGAGAUCAUAUCUUCCUCUCCGAAGCCUGGCGGGGUUUACCCUUCUUUUUUGAUUACCUGUACUUGUAGGUCUCUACUACUAACUUGAAUUACCUACAGAAGAAGAUUGCACCUCUUCUACAGAGUUUUUAUUAAUCUCAAAUUGUCAUCUUGUACUUUUGCUACAUUCGAUCAUUUUCUCACUAAUCCAUCAGUGCUAUCACCAAAAUGACUUAGCUAUCUAAAACGAAAACUCACAUCUUACAAUUUAAAUUGAAAUCAAUUUGCUAUCUUCAGGAAAUAUUUUUGUAGGUUUAUUUGAACAUGACAGCACACGACUCAUGAUGUCAAUGUUGUGUGUCAUGAAGACAUUCAGUUGCAGAUGAUUAAGAUGAUUCGUUUAAGUUGUAUUGCUAUGCUGGUAUGACAUCAACAAGUUAAUGUCGGGCUAACGUUUCGAUCGAUGAAGAUAGCAAAAAUGAAAGAAAAGGGCAACAAAGCGAAGAUCCUUGUUUUCUUUAGCCUAAGGAGCAGGUGUAGGCUUGUGAAGGACACCAGAGCCUGCAGCUUGGAAGG